Messenger RNA from Dunckerocampus dactyliophorus (ringed pipefish), 3821 nucleotides. It is a transcript of the gene pacc1, whose product is annotated as proton activated chloride channel 1. NCBI's taxonomy places the organism in Eukaryota, Metazoa, Chordata, Actinopteri, Syngnathiformes, Syngnathidae. The transcript has 8 exons. The record is from RefSeq and is a predicted model, not a curated record. Bases 1901 to 2974 code for a protein of 357 amino acids.
ACCCCUUUUACUGCCAUGUAGAUGGGUUCUGCCUCCUGUGAAGGCAACGUAGCAUGCAUGGAUUGAUGGCUGGAUGGAGGCACAAACACUUAACGAGAACGUCAUUGAUGUGAAAGGAGUUAUACCUGGCUUCCGUCGUACCGCUUGAGCUCUUCUUCAGUGAAUAAUCUCACAGGCUUGGUGGCUGGUUUGUAUUUUAACUUGACGUCGUCUGCCAAAGCAAGGCUAAUAAAUACAGUCAAGAACAGGCUAGCUCCGGCUGUUGCCAUGGUAGAGUGUUUGUUUGUUGGACGCGGAAAUGAACUCGCCGUUUCACUUCCUUGUCGCUUCUAAAUAUGGUCAAUGGUGCCUUUGGAGUAGUAGGAAUUGUCGCCGCUAGUGUAGGACGGCCCAAAUCCAUGUUUAAUAGAGGCAGCCUUGAUUGGAAAAUGUGGACUGGAUUUCUGAAGGUGCAUUAUAAAGUGUAUUGAAGUAAUUUCAUUGACCUACCAUUAGUAGUGGUCAAUGUUGCUGUUUUCCGUGAUCAGUUAAGGUCAGUGUUGCUGUGUCCACUGAAGGCAGCAAGCUAUUGUGGCGACGUCACAAUGUUCCCAAAAUAUACGUAACAGUAGAUACAUAUACUAUACAUUUAUGUAUUAGAAUAUAUAAGUGUAUUGGAGCCACACAACAAAAGGUAUUUGUGAAAAUAAACAUUAGAGAUGUUAAAAUAAACCCGAAAUCUCAAGCUUGUGGCAGACGUCUGAAUGGCACUGCAAGUAUUACGUGACCGAUUACGUUGGUAGCGUCAUAGUUUCAGCGCGCAUUGACGGCUCAAAACGGAUUGUCGGCUGUCGGCUUGACAGGUUGUUUUGGAGCUAACUUGUGUAUAUAAUAACCACCAAGCUAAUGAACAAUGCGAGCUUGUAAGGAGAACAUAGGCUAGGUUUUUGUGCGUUAUUGAUGGCGACCAGUGCUUCACACCUCUGUUUAAUGACAUAGGUUGCUUUGACUUCACUCUUCCACCAGAUGUACCUAAUGUUGCUUUCACUGAAGCACAAAGCUCCGAAUCUGCUCUGGCACAAUUUGAAGGAAAGCCUGAAAGCUUCAUGUUUGUCAAGCAUUGAAGAGAACUGAACAAAUUAGAACCGGUCACGAUCCAAUACCGAUACUACAAUGGUGUGGAAAAUGUCGACAUUUGGAUUCGUUCACAUACCUCUACUACAGUCUUCAUAAUUUCAUGGGUAAUGUUCUGCUUUUUUACUGAUAAUAAGCGAGAAAAGACGAGUGCAACUAACAAUCGACAGUAUUUACAGUUCCGGAAACGCGUACAUAAAUUUCAAUGGUAAAUGGUCUCUCACUUGUAUAUAUAUUAAAUUUAGUGCUUCUACGUAAAUAACUCAUUCUUCGCUACUCCACACUUGUUUUGGUUGUUGCGUUCUUCUUCGUCUGCUUCGAGUGGGCACAUUGCGCGUGUGCCUUGUCUUCUUCUGCUGUAGGAUUUAUACAGCGCCGCACACAGGCUGGCGUGUGUACUACACAGUUUUUAGCCACGUUAAGUGUUGAUUACUGUAUUUACCAAUACGAUAAGAAAUAUAACUUUUAGAAAGCGACAAAGACAAAUAAUUUUUUUGUUUCUUUCUUCGUCAGUCAGGUUUCUUAGUUCUUCUUAGCCAGGACCCAAUUAAGACACGUCAAGGACACAAACCUUUGACUUUGGCACCCUAAGGGCGUGUCUUCCUAUCAUGGGAGGGUCGUCUGUUUCCAAACCUCCUCCUCCUCCUCCUCGCAGUGUGCUUUCCUGUCCUCGCUUUUUGUGAUCUACAUGUGUCUUUUAAAAAUGUUGACUGAAAGCUGUCCUCCGAGUUGAAAAAACUCCAAAAGUCCUUUUUUGGAGAAAUAGUCCUAGCGAGGAACCAAAGGAAUGCUCGGCAAAGACAACGCAUACCAAGAGUUCAGCGAUGAUGACAAUGCAGAAAACAACACAGCGUCUCCAGACCGCUUUGGAGACAUCAAGGAUCACGACGACAGCAUUUCACCAGAGGACGACGUGAGGAGCAGCAUGUUGUCCAUGAUGGUGAGCAAGACGUGCCUGAAGAACGUCUUCACAGUGGUGCUCAUCUUCAUCUAUGUGCUACUGACGGCUGUGGCCGCCUUUCUGGCCUACCAGACCAUCUCCGACUUUCUGGAUAAGGUCAACCAUCCCGUCAUGUCGGUCACCUAUAAGGAGGUGGACACCUUCUCCCCACCGGGAAUCACUCUGUAUCCCGGGAACGCCCAGCUGCUGAGCUGCCACCACCAUCGCCAUGACAACAUCCCACCCCUAGUGGACCCCGGAAAGCCCCAAGUAGGGGACUGCCUCAUCACAGAGGUUACCUACGUAGGACCCUUCUCCAAUCAAACACAGUCGGUGCCGAUGUCGCAGAAGAAGGCGCUGGUGGUCCGCGGCCCAUCGGACGUCAGGAACAAAGAGCUGAUCUUCAUGCAGUUUGGUCAGAACAAAACGGAGGAGGACUUCAGCGCCAUCACCUACAUGCUGUUCGCUAAGUAUAGCGACCUCGCAGACAGUGUGAAUAAAUCCGAGUUCAUGAGGCACUGUGAGAGGAAUUACUCCACAUGGACUUUGUCCGGGGGAUUCCGAACCUGGGUCAAGAUGUCCUUGGUGAGGACGACGGGGAAAAGCAACGAAUCUGUGCAGUUUCUUCAAGAGUCUACUGUGGUCAAAUUUAACGACAGGAGGCCGGAGUCUGAGAGAAGCACCAAGCUGUUCUUUGCUGUUUUUGAGUGGAGGGAUCCUUUUAUGCAAGAAAUUCGACUGAUUGUGACUGCAAAUGCAUGGAGUUCGGUGGCCAUUCUUUGUGGCGUUUUCAUGGCUUUCUUCAAGGCGGCCAAUUUUGCCAAACUGAGCGUCCAGUGGAUCAUCAGAAUGCGCAGGAGGCACCAGAGGAACAAGGUCAAGGAGCUCAACCCUAUCACGGAGGAGGGUUCAUCCAAGUGAUUGUGUUUCUGUUCAACUUGCAGUCAGUGCGGAGCUUUUAAUUUGUUACUGCAUUAAAAAGGGGGGGGGGGGGGGGGCUCAGUCACAUCUUUGCUGCGGCCAGUAGCUACAUUUCCAAAUCUGAGGCAUUUCUUGCCAUUAACAUUUCUGCAAAGGCAGUUUUUAUGCACACAAAUGAACAUUUUACUGAAAGACACUGAACAUGUUUAUUGUUCUGAUGCUUUAUUGUAUGAGUAAAGCUGAAUGAAACUUGGGAUUGUUGCACAUGUUUAUUGCCUUAUUCCAAAAAAUAUUGCAAUUGAUGUGUCCACAAACACUAUACAUCACCAAUCUCAGUUGUAUGUUGAUCAAGGGAAUUGUAAUUUGCACUGUUUUUUGUUGUAGUGAUCUGCUCUUAAUAGUGUUGUUGCUUUGCAUAGUCAUAGCAAGCACCGUUGUUGUGUUUAUUCUAUCAGUUUUGAAAUGACUAGAAUUUGUCACAAUAAAAUAUGCAGUAUUUUUAUGCCUAUAACUUGCAGUGUUAUUGUGUUCCUCCGUGCAGCAUUAGCUGAACAAGAAAUCACCAGUGCAAAUGUUGUACAGUAUUAAGUGUUACGCCUACACAGACGCUAUUAAAGUCACGAGGAGGCGAUUGAUCAACAAGCUUUUUAUUGCUAAGAAAUAAUGGCUACUGCCGUUAGUGGCUCUUUCCCAACUGACCCCAAACGAUACGCCCCCCACCUCGGUGCGUUCAGGGCAAAACAUGGAUGUCAGCAUAACUUCAGGGUCGUUACAAUAUUGUUUUUAAGUGAACAAUAGUUGUCUUUCAUAAAAGUGGGACUGAUACAAAGGAAAUUUACACAUAUGG